This is a messenger RNA of Daphnia pulicaria, 1164 nucleotides long. RefSeq lists its product as uncharacterized. The transcript is spliced from 3 exons. The record is from RefSeq and is a predicted model, not a curated record. NCBI's taxonomy places the organism in Eukaryota, Metazoa, Arthropoda, Branchiopoda, Diplostraca, Daphniidae. Bases 88 to 804 code for a protein of 238 amino acids.
UGUGUUCAGUAGUUUUGUGUUCAUCAUCCGAUCGAGUCGCUUUUUUGAAAAAUUCGAAGACAACUCAAAUCAUAGAGUGACAAUAAGAUGCCUCUCUUCCCAGCGAAAUCGACGGCUGUGUCCGAUUUGGUUUUAGGAUGUUCGUGUAUUUGGGCCUUAUAUUCCCUUCACGCUGGAACUCCCGCCAUCAACUUGAAGACCCGCAUCCACUCCGAUGGCGGAAUGGCCUCCAACAAUUUGGCCUCCGUUUGGUUCGCGUUGACACUUGCAGCUUCAACAUUGGGCGCCUUCCGUUUCAUGAAAAGGGAAUUCUUUGAUCGUUUGGCCCCAUUUCACGACUUGUUGUCCUGGUUGGUGCUCGUCAUUGGACUCCCGUGCUUGGCCUCCCAAUUCUACCUCGAUGCUGGCCUACCCAUUAUCGGGAACCUUCACCUCUUGCUCAUUCUGCCACCCGUUCUCUCUUGGCUGGGAAAAGAUCAUUUGCUGGGUACUUUCAUUUCCAGAGCUGAGACGAACAAGGUGACGGGAUACAUAGCACUGGCCUGCAUGUUCUCCAUGACUGGCUGCGCCGUUUACAGCCGCAAUUACUACCAGCUAUUGGCUUGCCUGUUGAUGUUCUCUUCGUCUCGGGCUUUCGACAUCACCGAGAACAAGAGACUCGGUUUACCGCCAGUUGAUUGGCUCCACUACGGACUGGCCGCUUCCAAUUUCCUGCUAGUCGCCGGACUUUGUCACAGCGAUUUGCCCGGCAUGGGCAAGCUUCGCCAUUGGACCGAAAACGCCAUGUCAUCCAUGUUUUCCUAAAUUCAUUCAUUUCUCAUCUACACAUAGUACGAUUUUUUGUUUUUUUGUUUUUUUUCAAGAUGACAGUAAUCAAGUUUAUUAUUUUGCACACUUUUGGGAAGACUUAAGGCUUUUAAAAAUAAUAAAAUUCAAAUAAUAAUACAAUUUUUUUGUUUUAAUGAGAUGACGAACGAAUAAGACGAAAACCAUAUAUUUCAAAUUUUCUUUUGGAAACGACGAAACACAGAACAAAACAAACAAGGGGAGGAGAAAAAAAAUUGUGUUGGGGGGAUUUACAAAAAAAUUGACGACGAAACACGGAGAUAAUUCGUUCAUGUUGAGGACAGCAAAAAAGUUCAAAUUUCAAUGACAUUUUGGUAC